AUGAGCUUUGAUGCUAAUAAGAGAAUAUUUGAGCUGCAGGCGUUCUCCAUCCUGCAGCAUGUAAAGAAGGAGUACCGCUGCGGUGACUGCAGCUUCUGCAUCGACUAUGACCUGAUGGUGCAGGUCCUGCGGCACCACUUCAACUGUACAUCUGCGAAAUACGUCAACAUCCUCAGUCAAGGUAUUACACAGCAUCAUGGGCACAGUUACGGAGAUGCCGUGGCAAACCAGCCAGCUGCAGCCCAGAGCGACGCGAAAAUUCCCGACGCCCACGAGAGGGAGCAAACCGUAACCAUCCACCACCAUCCCGCAUCCACCAUACAGAAAAGCCCCUUCAGACCCUCGUCUCUAAACGCUGCCGGCAGUUUGGCUGGAAGCGACGCGAGCUUCACCCACCCAGUGAUGCUGUCAGCUGAAGACCACGCCACAAGUCAGGUUCAGCAAGCUUCCAGCGCAGCCAACAGACAGACUAUGAUACAGGAGAGUCCUGGUGAGAGACAGGAGCCUUCUGUACAGCCCCACGCAGGAGCAAUGCCACACCACACCCAGUCACCCCCAUCUCCCAACCCCGGACAGAGAAGGCUGUCCGCCAGUACCAUGCUUCAGUGGAAGGCUGUGUCCUCGCCGGACACGCUGAAGUGGGGAGGGGGGCUGUACGUGAAGCAGGAGCCCUCGGAACUCAGCGGAGUGAUGCCCGUCUCAGGGGACCACAUGCACACUCCACACUCACAGCAAAGGUCGUACCGGGUGAUGUCGCAGGAGUCUGUGAGUAGCCAGUCAUCCCAGUCCUCCUCCGUACAGCCCCGGCUGACAGUGAACAGUGGAGGGGUGGGGCCUCCCACAGCACACACAGCUGAGGAGGAGGGAACAUCGGAUAGUCUGGAGGAAGACACACCACAGGUGAUAAACUCUCCUGCGUACAUCGAAGAUGAUGAUGACGACGACGUAGUGGAUGUACCGGAGGCCGGGUCUCCUGCGAUCCUGCAACAUCCGCUGUACCCGCAGCUCGUACGUCACCAGCCCAUGGUCAUCACCACGGACGUCUCGGCCGGCAGCUAUCAUCACGUACCUAAUCAGAGACUGACCAACCCCUACCCCGCUAAGAAAACGAUUCAGAUGAACCACUGGGCCAUGAGAACUCUGUGCUCCUGGGCAGCAGAGAAGGCAAAACAACUUCAGGAACAAGGAGCGCAUGGGAGUUUCCAGGCCCUGCCGAAGGAGUGGAGUUCUGCCAGUCCUGAGGAGCUGAACUACUGGCUCUGUCAGUUCGUGGUGGAAACUAGACGGAAGGACGGACAGCAUUUCCCACCAAAAACUAUCUACCACAUCAUGCAGAGCAUCAGUCGAUACCUGACGGAGGAGUGUGGUCGGACCGACACCCACCUACUGGCCAGGCACAACGCAACCUACCGUCAACUCCAGGACACGCUGUACGCGGAGAUGAAGAGACUGGAAGACCUGGGCCUGGGGAGCGUGAACGCCGGCAAACACAUGAAAGAGGGAACAAACCUCACGUUCUCCGACGAAGAGGAAGCCUACUUCUGGAACACGAAAGUGUUCGAUCUCGACUGCGACAAGGGGUUGAUAACGGCCGUGUUUUACUACAACUGCAAACUGCUCGGGCUACGCAGUAUACAGGACCACCGGAGCUUACACUUGAAACAGUUCGUUUUCGGUUUAAACGCCGACGGCACUUGUCAGUACAUGGAUAUCGUACACCCCACUGGGAGGCAGCGGCUGAUAGCGGAUCCAACCAAUGCGCGGUGUCUGGUCAAACUGUACCACAGCUAUGUCGGACAUCUCCCCGUCUCGUCCGGGCCGUUUUACCGUCGCCCGCUGAAAGACGUCAAGAACAUCUCGUUUAGUAUUCAGCCUGUGGGAGUGAACCAGUUGUCAAACUACAUGUGCAGGUUACGGCAGCUUGCGGCCAAGCUUCUGGCGCAGAAGCACAACAUGCAAGCAGCAGGGAGUGCCGCAAUCGUCUCACAAUAAAUGAAUAAAUCCACCCCACCUUUUUUUAUUUCAUUCCAGUUUACAUUAUUGUAUAAAGAAAGUCUUGUAUUGGUUAAUGUCCACUUACGUAAUUUCAAUGUCACACAUAGCCUGGUUACCAAACCU
Messenger RNA from Branchiostoma belcheri (Belcher's lancelet), 2118 nucleotides. RefSeq lists its product as uncharacterized. The record is from RefSeq and is a predicted model, not a curated record. The transcript is spliced from 7 exons. Bases 1 to 1992 code for a protein of 663 amino acids. Lineage: Eukaryota; Metazoa; Chordata; Leptocardii; Amphioxiformes; Branchiostomatidae.